AUGGCUGCCUCUAUGCGUCACAUGGCCAACUUCCAAAAGGCUCUGCUCGUCGCCAGAAGCGCUCCGAGACUCUCGACUGUUGUUCGUGCUACCUCCACUUUGAACGACGGAGCCAGCAAGGUUCCAGACCACUCGACGCACUUCAAGGUGAGAAAAUCAUACAAGCUCUUGGUUUAGCGUAAAUAAUUCACAGCUCGAGCGUCUGUGGGCCGUCGGAAUGCUGCCGAUCCUUCCGGCUUCGUACUUCAUCCACGGACCGGUCAUGGACGCCGUUCUCACCGUCGCUCUCACCCUCCACAUCCACUGGUUUGUCUAUUUUUACAAAAAAUAUCAUUGAAAGGCAAUAUUUAUACAGGGGAGUGCACGGAGUCGUCUACGAUUACGCUCGUCCGUACGUGAUCGGAGAGGCUGCUGCCAAGGCCGCCCACGUCGGAGUCUACGUCAUCACCGGACUCUUGCUUGCUGGCCUUCUCCACUUCAACACUAACGACGUCGGAAUCACCAAGGCUUUCGAGCUCGUCUUCUCCCUCUAA
Molecule: messenger RNA, 533 nt
Organism: Caenorhabditis sp. 36 PRJEB53466
Lineage: Eukaryota; Metazoa; Nematoda; Chromadorea; Rhabditida; Rhabditidae
Source: the annotation of a GenBank genome assembly